AUGGAUGACACGUGGAAAAAUAAUAAUUUGUCUUCAAGAGACACACUUGAAAGUGUCAAGUGUCACACACACAAAAUGAUAAUGAGCCUGGUGUUCCUCGAUUUUUCCUCUUGUAUAUUUCAUGUAUAUUAUUUACACAGUACUUGAAAAAUUGUGGAGAAAAAGAAAGUGAUAUCUUUUUUUUGAGAGAAAAGUUUCUAGAAAAUUCAAAAAAAAAUCGUCCAAAACACAAAAAUUGUUGCGCAAAAAUAUAAAUAAAAUUGAGAAAAUUUUGAAACGUAAAAAAUCGCCGAAAAAUAUUUUAAGCUUUUUUUGGCGAAAAAACUUUGGAAGAUACAAACUCUCGAAAAUGAUAAAGUUAUCAAAACAAAUUUCAAACGCUCAAAAAACAUCCAAAUUUUGAAACUUAAAAAAUCCGGUGGAAUUAUUUUUGCGCUUAAAAUUCAUUAACUCAAACCUGAAAGUUUUAGCGCCAAAAUUGACCUAAAAUUCAAAAAAUCCCACAAAUUUCCCCAAUAAAUAAAAAAGAACAAUGGGGAUAGAUUUAUUAUAAGUAUUAUUAGUUAGUCUAACUAAUAAGUACUAAUAUACUCACUUCCCCCCUUUAAAUACACACAUAUGGCAUACAAAUAACCAAGGCCUGUCAGAAAAUCUGACCCAGGUGUCCUAAAACUAGGCUCCGCCCCCCUUUUUGUCUUGUGUCGAGAACAGAUUUCUCAUAUUUUUUGACAAAUUUCGGUUGAACACGUGUGCGCCAGCUGGAGAAGAGAAAGUGGACUACUAAAAUAUGGUUAAGUGGGAUCAUCAUCUGGGUGAGAGACGCAGAGAGCUUGGCACGGGAUUUUGGGAAAGAAAAUUUUUUAAAAAGGUUACUGUAGAUGAUUUUUUGGGCUUUGGAAAAUUCUAGGUUUUCAGAAUUAUUCAAAAAAAAUAUAUAUUUGAACCUAAAAAUUUAGUUUUCAAGACUUAAAAUCAUCACAAAUGCUGAAUUUCAGAAUUGAAUUUUUAAAAAAAAAUUCUGGGAAAAAUUGUUGAAAAAUUUUAUAAAUUUUGAAAAAUUCUGGGAAAAAUUCCCAAAAAAAUCCACGUGGAAAAUUCUAACAUGAGCAAUGCAAGAAGCCUAAAUCUAAUUUUUAAGAGGCCUAAAGACCAGCUAUAAAUUUGAUAAGCCUAAAUAAUUUUACUGGCCUAAAAUCAGCCUAAAAUUGGCCUAACCUAAUUUCAAAAGGGCCUAAAAACUAUGUAUGUUUCUCACAAAAUUCUACCUAACCCAAAAAAAGACAAAAAAUAAAUAAAUUACACGGCGUUUUGUUUGGUGUGCCGAAAAACUUGCAUCAGAUCGAGAUUUGAGAUUAGAUUUUUUUUGGAGAAAAAAAGUUGAAAAAUUCUAUAAUUUUUGAAUUUUCAGCGUCAAAAAUCUUAAAAUCUACAUUUUCAGCGCCGAAAAAUCGAGAAAAUCCGAAAAUGUUUGGGAUUGUUGGAUGAGUUUACGAGGCCCGAAGGAGAAAAAGUGGGAUUUUUUUUGGAAUUUUUGAAAUUUCUGCUGAAAAUUAUUGAUUUAGGACGCUGGAGUGUUGAUUUUGCUGGACAUUUUCUCAAAAUCCGAGCCGCAGGUUCUAUUAUGUGUUAGAAGUGCGAAUUUGAGAAGACAUCCUGGGGAGGUGAGCAAAAAUUUGAUGAAUUUAUUUGAACUAGACUCUAGUUUUGGCCAAAAAUCAUCAAUCAUCUGAGUAGUAAUAAAAUAUUUUAGGUAUGUUUUCCGGGUGGAAUGAUGGAUGAAUUGGCGGAUGACGGAAACACGAGACAGACGGCGAUCAGAGAGACGCAGGAGGUUAGAGAAAUAGGGGAGGGGUAGAGACGCAGAGAAAAGGAGAGGUUUUGAAACGUGGCAAAAUUAAAAAUUCAGAAGGUCAAGAUUUUCGAAAAAAAUAGGAUUGCGAAAUUUCAAAAAAAAAUUGCGAAACUUCUAAAUUCGAUAGAAAUUUGAAUUCAAAAAUUUUCGCGCGUAAUUUCGAAAUUUUGGAAAUUUGGAAUUUCAAAGUUCAAAUUUCCACAAAUCUCAUCAAAAUUCAGCUCCAAAAAAUUAGAAAUUCAAAAAUUUUUCCGAAAUACACUGCAUUUUGAUGUGAUGUGUAUGUCAGAAAACGGAACAUUUUGUGACAUUUUGGAGAAAAAGCGGAAAAUCUGUCUUUUUCUCCGGGGACUCGAUGAUUUUUUGAAUGAAUGAAUAGAGGAAAAUUAGGGGAAAAAAGGUCAAGAGACAAAAAAUUUAGCGCGCGAAAACUUGAGAUUUUGGCGGGAAAUUUGAAAAAUUCAAAAAAAAAUUGAUUUUUAUGAUCCAAAUUUUUUACAAUCGCUUGUAAAAAUUUAAUUUUAAAGGGACAUACAGUACUCUUAUAAAAUCUAGAAAAUACAGUAAUCCAGGACUUUAUUCCGAAUUUUUCUGGCCAAAAUUGUGCACAGUAAAAUUUGAUUUGAUUUUUAAAGGGCCAUACAGUACUCCUUAUUCAAAAAUUGAUUGCUCACAAAACAUGCUUACAAAAUCUAGAGAAAAUACAGUAAUCCCUGAAUUUUUCGAACUACAGUAACCCGAACUAGAAUUAUACAAUUUUUUAUUCAAAAAAAAUCUUCAGAAUUCAAAAAAUCUGAAUUUUGCCACGUGGAAGCGCAAAAUUCUGAAAGUUUUUCAAAAAUGCCACGUGGCACAAAAAACCAAAAGAAAAAGAACACUUUUUUUUGUUCUUGGGCAAAAGUAGUAAAAAGUGUCCUUUUCUUUUCUUUUUCCCUUCGUUCGCCAAAAACCAGAGCGAGAGAGUGCGGGAAAUUGAGAGACGCAGACAUGUAGAGAGACAGAAAAAGGCGCAGAUGGUGUGGGAAAGGGAGAAAUGUCAAGGCGUAGCGCCCAAGAAAAACUGGAGAGAAGGAAUAAUUAGGUUUUGGGCUAGGGUCGUUAGGGGAACAUUUAGAGGCACUUUUUUUGGGCCCAAAAAAAUUUUGGGAAAAAAUUUGGAAAAAAAAGAAGAGAAAAUGACCUUGAUGGGAGUUUUUAUGAGGAUUGAUGAAUAAUUGGAAUGAUAUCUAUGAAAACAUAAAUUAUGGGAUUUUUUUCAUUGAAAAACUUCAGGGGUACUGUAUGCGCCUUUAAAAAUUCAAAAAAAAAUCAUCGUGGCUCAAAAAUUGCACAUUUUUUGACAUCAAAUUUGCCCAAGGUUACUGUAGAUUGGUUUUGGCGCAAAAUUUUUUUGAAUUGUGGGAUUUUCCGGGGGUACUGUAUGCGCCUCUAAAUAUUCAAAAAAAAAAUCAUCGUGGCUCAAAAAUUCUACAUUUUUUGACAUCAAAUUUGCCUAUGGUUACUGUAGAUUGGUUUUGGCGCGAAAAAAUUUUGAAUUUGAAUUUUUUUGACACUAGAAAUUCUUCUUCGUGAAAUAUUGGCUACAGUAAAGGUUUACUGUAGAUAGGAUACUGUAGUUCGAAAACAUUUAAAAACCGGAUUACUGUAGUUUGUGAGGAUGUCCUUUUAAAAAAAUUUUUUACCCAAUUUUUUUCAAAAAAAAAAUUUAAAUUUUCGGAAUUUUGGCGGAAAAAUUGGAAAAAUUCAAAUUUUUCCAGGAAAUCGGAGUUCCGCCAGAAGAUUACGAAAUAAUUGGAAAUUUGCCAGCGUUUCGCGCGAGAUUUGGAAUUCUUCUACAUCCCACAAUUGCAGUUGUAAAGUGAGCUGAAAAUCCGGAUUUUCUGGCUGAAAAUCUUGAUUUUCAGCUCGAAAAAAUCCAGAUUUUCAGCCAGCCCAAAAUAUCGAUUUUUGUUCCAGAAAUCCGCUGAAAAUCACGAUGAAUCCGGACGAAGUUCAAAGUGUUUUUUGGAUUCCGAUUUCUCGAUUUUUGUCGGCCGAAAAUCACUCGAUUUUUCAAUUGGAUCAGAUUUAUUAUGUGCACAUGUUUCAGGUAGGCAAAAUUAGAAAAUACAACGACACUCCGUGUUUACACAAUCUUUAAUUUUCCCGCGAAAUUUUGAAAAUUCAAAAAUUUCAAUUUUCAACGACACUCCGUGUUUACAACACCUUCAUUGUUGCCGCCAAAUUCAAAAAAUUCAAAUAUUUUUUGUUUCAGUUCCCCGACUUCCCCACCACAUUUGGUGUCACCGCUUUGAUGUGUAUAAUUGUGGCGAUGGGUGUAUUUGGCAGACAGCCAAAUUUCGAUAUUCUGGCCAAUUUACCCGAAAUUGAAGCGCGCCAAAUGAGCACUAUUCAAAUUUUGACACAUGUUUAUCGAUUUGCUGGCAGAAAGUUUGAGAGAAAUUCGAAAAUUUGA
Messenger RNA from Caenorhabditis angaria, 4307 nucleotides. Lineage: Eukaryota; Metazoa; Nematoda; Chromadorea; Rhabditida; Rhabditidae. The record is from the annotation of a GenBank genome assembly.